Didymodactylos carnosus is the source of this 453-nucleotide messenger RNA. The record is from the annotation of a GenBank genome assembly. NCBI's taxonomy places the organism in Eukaryota, Metazoa, Rotifera, Eurotatoria, Philodinida, Philodinidae.
AUGACAAACCGGAGAAGUAGCUUUACCGCUACCCUCGUGUCAGAUAUCCAAGCAAAUCGGUCGGGUAUAUUCACGUUACCAGCAAGCGACGUUAAAUCAUUUAACCGUCUGUUAAACGACCUGAGCAAACAUAUCAACAGCAAUCGACAACAACAAAUGGUCGUAUAUAUUCCACGAUCGAUUCAAGGUAUACUUGAAACAGACAAAACGGCUUUUGUCAAACGAAUCGAACUCGAAAUCAUCGAAACUGAAAUCAAAGAAACAUUGACAAGCAAGAAGUUUGAAUUUCAAUCGGUCAUGCGGCUGUUGAACAAAGAAAAAACACCGUUGAAAACGGCCAAAAUAAUAUUCAAUGACGCACACAAUCGUAACACGCUCGUUCAGAUUGGACUACAAAUCGAUGCAAUGCAUUUCAUCGCUGAAAACGCCAAUCAGAAUAACAAUCCACCAUAA